AUGAUUCCAAGUAAACCAAGCAGGACAGUACAACAAGUACAUCAACAAUCGGAGUCUAGGAAGGGAUCCAACUCGUUCGCGGAGGCUCCACAAGACGGAUCUUUCCGAGCAGUAACCAUCCAAACAACAGCUCCCAGGGCACCCAUGAGGACCUCGCUGACCUUGCUCGAUACGAGUGCCAGUUCAAUGUCAAACUCCAUUCUUUCCCGUACACGUCGCGCCUCUGACCGGAAAAUGCGCCAGCACCUAUUGGAAAUUCAACGUGAUAUGGCCGCCCCGUCGACGCAACAACGACCUUUUGCGGAUGACAUCGUGGAGUCGUCCUCACGGCCGACUUUGGAGGGCUGCAAACCAGUGCAGGAUUCCCAGCCGGAUGAAGGCGAGGCGAGCAGGAACAUGGAGGCAGAAACUACCGACAUCAAAGGCAGGGCUUCAAAAUAUCGGCAGCCGUCAAGUUUGAAUCGGAGUAUAUCUUUUCUGGAUUCAACAUCACCCACCACUUCCUUUCAGCAGGAGCAAGGCCAGCAUGAACGCUCAGGAUCGACCCCAGCAAGCAAUCGCCACAGCCAGUCGGUCAACGCAAGUCAUAGGUCAUCCUCAUCGCGACAGCUGCAUCGGGUAUUAUCUGGACCUAUUUUCAUUCCCAACCCUCGUGGUAUUGCACCAACGCCGUCGCCCGAUGCAUCCAUGGAACUGGUUCGCAAGCCUUUCAACUCGACAACUCCUCGCACUAAAUCCCAAACCGAGUCCCAGGUCGUCUCCAAAGACCAGCUCUUUAGACACUCACAGGAACAGCUGCGACUUUACGAGGCUCAGUUGGACGCGCGAAUCCAGACCGUUCAGGUGAAUAACCAGCGACUUCAGGCACUCAAGUCUCUGGUGGAGGAUCAAGGGAGAGCGUUGACCAUCCGAACCAUACAACAUGAGAACGAUGAAGACAGUGAAUAUGAUGAGGUCUACUACGAUGACGAAGACGAGGAGGAGGAGCAAUUGAGGAUUGAGUCGAGCGAGAGGGCUGAAGAGAGACUGCAGCUGGAGGAAACAAAGGCCCUACUGGAGAAGAGCUUGGUCAAGCAGCAGGUACUGGAUGAGCAAUUGGCUCAAGAGCGGUCAAGGAACAAGGAACUAGAGUCAAGGAUCGAGGGAAUGUCGCAUCAAGUGAAGGGCGUACUGGAGAUGGAUAUGGCACAGGCCAAGGAGAUCGAUCUGGUUCACGAGCAGGCCGUCAAGGAUCGAGAACAGUGGGAGGAGCUCCUUCGUCAGGAAAAACAAAAACGGGAGGAGUUCCAGAUGACCAUGGAAGCUGAGUUGGCAGUCAAGGACCGACAGCUUGCGGAGACAUCGGUCAAGGAGCGUCUGAUGAAUGGGCACGAAAACCAGGCGCUGGCGGCACAGGUUGCCUCCUUGAAUCGGGAGCUCGAGGAGCUCACGGACCGGAUGCAUCGAAACGAGUCCAAGGCUCAAUCCAAGCUUGACCAACAGGAGGAUCAGACCCGAAAGCACAAGGAGCGAAGCCAGGAAUUGGAGCGUCAACUCGAGCAGGAGCGAAACUGCCAGACUAACGACCAGGAGAAUCGGAUGGAUGACCUCAUUGAGGAAGUUGAGGAGAAGGAGCAGGACGUCCAAGACCUUCGGGCCAUGUUGGCUGAAUACGAUGACCUGCUUCAGAGCCGACAGAGUGAGCUGAACGAAGCUAUGGAGUUGGUGCAGUCCCUUCAAGAUCAACUUCAGGACCAUCAAGUCAACCACACAAACGACCUUCAGCUCACACAGGACCAACACAAGAAGGAGCAGAAGCGGCGACAGGCCGAUAUCCGCGAGUUGAAACGAGAUCUUGCGCAGGAGAAGGAGGCGAGUCAUGAGCAUCAAAAGAGGAUCGAGCUGUUGCUGGCGUCGCAUCAGGAAACAACACAGCUGCUCGAGGGUAAGAUCCGGGAUUUGCAGGAGGAGCUUGUCCAACGGAACUCACAGCUGUCUCUGUCAAAGUCGACUGCCACGAACGCGAUCAAGAAGGCCAAGGGACAUUUGGGGACAAUCGAACUUCAGCAGCGCAUGGUGGAGGAGCAAGAACAGAUCCUGCUGGAGAAGGAGGGCCGGAUUGAGGAAUUGGAGCAGGAGCUCAAGGAGGCCCAACAGAGGCAUCACACGGUGGUUGCAGACAUGGAGCAAGAUCUGCGGAGUCUCGAGCAAGAGCGGGCUGAGCUGAUCGACAUGGUGAAGUUGGCUCGUCAGCAAGGUAUGGAAGAUAGAGACGAUGAGGUGUCACAUGGUAUCGAGCUGGAGCGGCAAAUGCUGGAGCGUGUGCUGGACGAGCUUGACCCGGACUUUAGGAUCGACUCUCAACAACUCGACGGUAGCUUGGAUGUUGAAAGCGGGGAAGGUCGCCGGACUGUCAGCCAGUUAUAUGUCGUUAUUCAGGAUAAGAUCCGAGAACAGAAGCAGCAGCAACUCGACCUCGUGAUGGAGAAGGGUCAACUAGAAAACAAGCUGGCUGAGCAGCGCGAGCAGUUGGAUGAAUGUGAGGCUGAGAUCGAGUCGCAACACGAGCAGCUGCUGAGACUGGAGCAGGACCGACUGGAGCUUGAGGACCAACAUAUUCGCCUUCAAGAGGAUUUCGCCAUCGCACAGGAAGAUAACCAGCGCCUCCGACAGUCGUUGCAGGAGAAGAAGGACACUAUGAGGUCUUCAAGGAAUGUUCCCAUGAAUGGGCGCGCGUCAACGUCAGCGUCUCGACAGCUGUCCACUCCUCUUCACGACGAUGGUCAAGUGCGCGCUUUGUUCGACAAGGUCUCGAUUCUGGAGCAGGAGAAAGCUCAAUUGCUGGACAGUAUCAAGUCUCUGGAAGAAUCAGUUUCUGACUUGACAGAGGCUGGCCGGACACUCCGUGACAAGUACGAGGGGAGGGUGGCGACGCUUCGACAGGAGUUGGUGAUGAAGCGUCAGCUGGUCAUUCGGCAGGAGGGACAGUUGUUCCUGUACCUGUCUGUGAUCGAGAAGCUCAAGCUGGCAUUACGCGAUGCCAAGAUCGAACCCCCACGAGAUACCAAGGUCGAGCCUCCACAGGUUGCCAAGGUCGACCAGGAACCUCCAAGCUAG
Molecule: messenger RNA, 3096 nt
Organism: Linnemannia hyalina
Lineage: Eukaryota; Fungi; Mortierellomycota; Mortierellomycetes; Mortierellales; Mortierellaceae
Source: the annotation of a GenBank genome assembly